UGUUUUGUGGCUGCGUUGUCAGUGACUGAGAGUGGUAAUCAUAUUCAUAUUCAUAGCCGUAGCUGAAAAUUCCGUUGCGAGUGACUUCAGAUUCAGACUCCGAUCCGUUCACAAAUCGCGUCACGUUCAUCGAUCUCAGAUUCUCGAAUGGCAGCGAUUUAUAGUCUUUACAUCAUCAAUAAGUCUGGUGGAUUGAUCUAUUAUAAGGAUUAUGGGUCUGCUGGACGAAUGGAUACCAAUGACAGCUUGCGGGUGGCAAGUUUAUGGCACUCAAUGCAUGCUAUCUCUCAGCAGUUAUCACCUGUUUCUGGUUGUUCAGGAAUUGAACUUCUCCAAGCGGAUACAUUUGAUCUUCAUUGCUUUCAAUCACUGACAGGGACAAAAUUUUUUGUGGUAUGUGAGCCUGGAGCACAGCACAUGGAAAGUUUAUUGAAAUUUGUCUAUGAAUUGUAUACGGACUAUGUUUUGAAGAAUCCUUUCUAUGAGAUGGAGAUGCCUAUUCGUUGCGAGCUCUUUGAUAUCAACCUAACGCAGGCAGUACAGAAGGACCGUGUUGCAUUUUUGGCCCGAUAAAUUUAUGUCUGACCAUUUUUUUUUUCAUUUCUAUAUUAUCAUGUGUACAUAAUCUAAAAAUUUCCAUUAAAUUGCUUGUAAGGGACUAGUCUCUUUUACUAUUCCUAGCCUUUGUAUUUGCUUUUUAAGAACAAAUUUAACAUUUACAAUGUCUGAGAAAAGACAAGUUC
This is a messenger RNA of Abrus precatorius (Indian licorice), 743 nucleotides long. RefSeq names its product trafficking protein particle complex subunit 4. Lineage: Eukaryota; Viridiplantae; Streptophyta; Magnoliopsida; Fabales; Fabaceae. Gene Ontology annotation, cellular component: TRAPP complex. Gene Ontology annotation, biological process: endoplasmic reticulum to Golgi vesicle-mediated transport. The transcript is spliced from 4 exons. The record is from RefSeq and is a predicted model, not a curated record. Bases 148 to 573 code for a protein of 141 amino acids.